Jaminaea rosea is the source of this 615-nucleotide messenger RNA. Its product is annotated as Sm-like ribonucleo protein. The transcript has 2 exons. The coding region runs from base 1 to 615 and encodes 204 amino acids. Gene Ontology annotation, cellular component: catalytic step 2 spliceosome; U4/U6 x U5 tri-snRNP complex; U1 snRNP. Lineage: Eukaryota; Fungi; Basidiomycota; Exobasidiomycetes; Microstromatales. The record is from RefSeq and is a predicted model, not a curated record. Gene Ontology annotation, molecular function: RNA binding. Gene Ontology annotation, biological process: mRNA splicing, via spliceosome.
AUGGCCCCCUCUCGCGCGCAAGGAGGCAAGAUGCUCUCCCUCCUCAACUAUCGGCUGCGCGUGACCCUCAACGACGGACGCCAGCUCACGGGCCAGAUGCUCGCCUUUGACCCUCACAUGAAUCUCGUACUUGCAGACACCGAAGAGUUUCGACGCCUCAAGCGCGGGUCAAAGGCCGCGAAAAAGGCUGCAGCCGCCGCAGAUGGGGAGGAGGACGAUGAUGACGAGAGCAGCUCAGCGCCGAUGCCGAGCGCCGAGCAGAAGAGGACACUCGGACUCAUCAUCUUGAGGGGGGAAACUGUCGUCUCGCUGAGCGUAGAGGGACCGCCACCACCGGAGAAGGGAGCAGCAGCAGCAGCAGCGGCGGGUGGUGUACCGCCUGGAGCUGGGAGAGGGAUGCCAGCUGGGAGAGGCAUUGGUUUGGCCGCUCCUCCUCCUCCUGGAGCUAUGGCAGCGCGACCUAUGCCGUACGGACGACCGCCCCCGCCGAUGGGCAUGCCUGGUGGACCUCCCCCAGGCUUCCCCUCUGGACCACCCCCUGGCUUCCCUAGUGGACCUCCGCCUGGUUUCCCGGCUGGUGCACCCCCACCGGGCUUCAGGCCUCCUCCUGGGUGA